Molecule: messenger RNA, 1212 nt
Organism: Vigna radiata var. radiata (mung bean)
Lineage: Eukaryota; Viridiplantae; Streptophyta; Magnoliopsida; Fabales; Fabaceae
Product: glycerol-3-phosphate acyltransferase 3
Biological process (GO): triglyceride biosynthetic process
Cellular component (GO): endoplasmic reticulum
Molecular function (GO): glycerol-3-phosphate O-acyltransferase activity
Source: RefSeq, a predicted model, not a curated record
CGCACAAUCCUCAAAACGAUCUUUUUUUUAUAGAAAGAGCUAAAGGAUUUAAAGGUCUCUAGUUUAGUCACGCCAUUUUGGUUGUUGUGAAAGCGUAACAAAGAUGAAUAGAACUGGGAAACUCAAAUCGUCGAGUUCUGAAUUGGACCUUGAUCGGCCAAACAUUGAGGAUUACCUACCCUCUGGAUCCAGUGUUCAACAUGAACGGCAUGGGAAGCUCCGCCUUGAUUAUUUUCCCUAUUAGAAUUCUAGUGUUGACAUUAGGAUGGAUUAUAUUUCUUUCAGCCUUCAUUCCAGUGCACUGCCUCCUGAAAGGAAAUGACGACUUGAGGAAAAAGAUUGAGAGGUGUUUGGUGGAGAUGAUGUGCAGUUUCUUUGUUGCAUCCUGGACUGGGGUUGUUAAGUACCAUGGGCCAAGGCCCAGUAUACGACCAAAACAGGUUUUUGUGGCCAAUCAUACUUCCAUGAUUGAUUUCAUUAUCUUAGAACAGAUGACUGCAUUUGNUGUUAUUAUGCAGAAGCAUCCUGGAUGGGUUGGAUUAUUGCAGAGCACUAUUUUAGAGAGUGUGGGGUGUAUCUGGUUCAAUCGUACAGAGGUGAAGGAUCGAGAAAUUGUGGCAAGGAAAUUAAGGGAACAUGUCCAGGGAGCUAACAAUAACCCUCUUCUUAUAUUUCCUGAAGGAACUUGUGUAAAUAAUCACUAUACAGUCAUGUUUAAGAAGGGUGCAUUUGAACUUGGCUGCACAGUUUGCCCAGUUGCAAUCAAGUACAAUAAAAUUUUCGUAGAUGCUUUUUGGAAUAGUCGAAAACAAUCAUUCACCACUCAUCUCUUGCAAUUAAUGACAUCUUGGGCUGUAGUUUGUGAUGUUUGGUACUUGGAGCCACAAAACUUGAAGCCUGGAGAGACAUCCAUUGAAUUUGCAGAGAGGGUGAGAGAUAUUAUCUCACAUCGUGCUGGGCUUAAAAAGGUACCUUGGGAUGGAUAUCUGAAGUACUCUCGCCCCAGUCCAAAACACAGAGAAAGAAAGCAACAAAACUUUGCUCAGUCUGUGUUGCGGCGCUUAGAGGAAAAAUAACGCUUUCUCCUUCCCUUCUUUCUACUAUACUUGCAUUUUGUUUAUUUAGAUCUUACAUGAAGUUACCUGAUAAAUAUUUUCAUGAUUUGUUGCACUCUGAUACGGACAAAUUAAUAAGAACUGACUAGUUUUAGGU